Bufo gargarizans (Asiatic toad) is the source of this 3370-nucleotide messenger RNA. Its product is annotated as polypeptide N-acetylgalactosaminyltransferase 3-like. Gene Ontology annotation, cellular component: Golgi apparatus. The record is from RefSeq and is a predicted model, not a curated record. Bases 222 to 2111 code for a protein of 629 amino acids. NCBI's taxonomy places the organism in Eukaryota, Metazoa, Chordata, Amphibia, Anura, Bufonidae. The transcript has 11 exons.
CCACCACCUCCGGCUUCCUUCCUCCACCCGGAUCCUCCUCCGUCACCUGCCUCCUUCAGCCGCCGCCUCAGCCCGGCACAGAGCUGCAAAGUGAGGAGAAGUCCAGAAGCGAGAGCCGCCGCUCCAUCACUGUGAUGCAGCGAUGACUUUACAUUACCCACGAUGAAACCUUCACAGUAGACUUUUUUUUAUUUCCCAGCCCGAGAAGCCCAAAAAAAACAAUGACAAACUUUAAGAGGCUGGUGUUGGGCCAGCGCUUCAUCCAUUGGAAACUCGCUGCAGCGACUCUUAUUUUUAUGGGAUUUGUGUUUUUAAUCCAAAAAGAAGUAGUUGACCGAGAGAUGGACGAGCUGACCAGAGAAGGAGGGGCUCACGUAAAAAAAAAGAAAAUGUUGGACAUGAUGAUUGAUGCUGUGAAUAAUUUUAAAGACUCUGUGCCAAAAAUGCAGAUUAAUGCCCCUGAAAAACAGAAGGACACUGAUGGCAAAAGACCUUGUCUACCUGGGUACUACACCGCAGCAGAGCUGAGGCCUUACCUGGAGAGGCCACCCCUGGACCCUCAUGCCCCCGGAGCAUCUGGAAAACCAUUCACACCGGAUAAACUCAGCCCCGAGGAAAAGAAAGAAAUGGAAGAAGGAGAAAAGAAACAUUGUUUUAAUUUAUUUGCUAGUGAUAGGAUUUCACUUCACCGAGACCUAGGACCUGACACCAGGCCCCCUGAGUGCAUUGAGCAAAAGUUCAAGAGGUGCCCUCCACUGCCCACGACAAGCAUCAUAAUCGUGUUCCACAAUGAAGCCUGGUCCACAUUGCUUCGCACCGUCUACAGCGUCAUGUAUACAUCCCCUGCCAUUCUUCUGAAGGAGAUUAUAAUGGUGGACGACGCCAGUACAGAUGAAUACUUAAAGGAUAAGCUGGAUGAGUACGUAAAGCCGUUUCAGAUAGUGAAGGUGGUCCGACAGAGGGAAAGAAAAGGACUGAUCUCCGCUCGUUUGCUCGGUGCUUCAGUAGCAACGGGUGACACUUUGACAUUUUUGGAUGCACAUUGUGAGUGUUUCUAUGGUUGGCUGGAGACCUUGUUGGCAAGAAUUGCAGAGAAUUAUACCGCUGUCGUCAGUCCAGAUAUUGUCACCAUUGACCUCGUGACUUUUGAGUUUAACAACCCGUCACCAUACGGAAACAAUCGCAACCGGGGGAACUUUGAUUGGGGCUUGGGAUUUGGAUGGGAAACCGUCCCGAGUUUGGAGAACAAGAAAAGGAAAGAUGAGACUUACCCAAUAAAGACACCAACUUUUGCUGGAGGUCUCUUCUCGAUUUCCAAGGAAUACUUUGAGCACAUUGGAAGUUAUGAUGAAGAUAUGGAGAUAUGGGGCGGUGAAAAUAUAGAAAUGUCUUUUAGAGUGUGGCAGUGCGGAGGGCAGCUGGAAAUCCUGCCCUGUUCAGUUGUCGGUCAUGUAUUCCGCAGCAAGAGUCCUCAUACCUUUCCUAAAGGCACUCAGGUGAUCAUCCGAAACCAGGUGCGCCUGGCCGAAGUGUGGAUGGAUGGUUUCAAAGAAAUAUUUUACCGAAGAAAUCGGGAAGCUGCAAACAUUGUCCAACAGAAAUCUUAUGGAGAUUUAUCAAAAAGAUACAGUUUACGACAAAACCUUCAAUGCAAGAAUUUUUCAUGGUAUCUGAAUAACGUCUAUCCGGAAAUGUAUGUGCCAGACCUGAACCCACUCAUCUACGGAGAUAUACAAAGUGUCGGCAAGCAGUGGUGUUUGGAUGCUGGAGCAGAUAAUUCUCAUGGAGACAAACCUCCUAUCCUGUACACCUGCCAUGGGCUGGGGGGUAACCAGUACUUCGAAUAUACACUAAGUCAUGAAAUUCGACAUAACAUCCAAAAGGAGCUGUGUCUCAGAGCUGGUAAAGGGCAGGUUCUCCUUAAGAGAUGUAAUUACAAAGGCAAAGGGACAACUGUUCUACCUGAGGAAAAAUGGGAACUUCAGAAGGAUCAGCUCCUCUACAAUGCUGCAUACAAUAUGUGCCUGACUGCAAAUGGCCCCAACCCAAGUCUUGUGCCUUGUAACCCCUCGGAACCUUUUCAGCAAUGGAUUUUCCGACAAAGCCCUUAAGAAAACGAUUGACCCCUUCUCUUUAACACUGUGAUAAGAAAAUACACUGUAACGUUUUAUGCCAUCGCAGCCGACUUGGUUUAGUUCGAAAACAGCUAAGUCUGUUGGGUUACGAAGGAAAGAACACUCGGAACGUUGUGGGUCUGCUGAAGAUGCCAAAGAAGGUCUUAAGUCUUAGUUUUUUUGUGUGCGUUUACAUGAUGAUUGUUAAUGGGUCGGGGGGGUCUCUUGAGUGUUUACAAUGACUACAAAAAACUUCUGGACAGGGGAGAGGGAACCUACCUUAAUGGAGAACUCCAUUCAGAAAUUCUAUAUAGAUUAUUACAAGGUGUUUGUGUGUUCCUUGCAUGCACAUUGUAGACUGUGUAUCUGCUGUUGCAAUAUGGUUUCUACAUUGUAUCCGCCAGUGGCUGGUUGUCUAGUUGAUGCAUGCACCAGCAAUUUAUUAGACUCCAGUGCCUUUUUGAGACUUUUCGAUAUAUACAAGAUGGCGGGUGCACAAUGUUAUGUGACGUGUAAGCUUCACCCGGGGUAGCAGACGUUUCUGAUAUGGCAAUUGGAAAUAUUGUAUCGUCAGACCUAACAAGGAAAAAAAAAAAGGGGGAUUUAAAACUUGUUGCUAUUUUCCAACCUGGGGUUUUAUAGCUAUGUCAUUGGGUAAACGUAUGGGAUUACAGUUUCUGUUUAAAGCCUCAUGCACGCGACCGUUUUUCGGGUCUGCGGUUUUUGCAGCUCGGGUGCUGACCCAUUCACUUCAAUGGGGCCGCAAAAGAUGCAGACAGCACUCCGUGUGCUGUCCGCAUCUGUUGCUCCGUUCCGUAGCCCCUCAAAAAAAAAAUAUAUAUAUAGCAUGUCCUAUUCUUGUCUGUUUUGUGGACAAGAAUAGGCAUUUAUAUUGAAGGCUGUCCGUACAUGCUUUGCACUUGGUACGCAGUAAACCAACCAAUAGGUGAUGACAAAGUGUCAGGUCUAGCAAAAUUUUAUAAUAUAACGUUAGCCACUGUGAUAAAUUUGGAGCAACUUUAGAUAUCCGGGUCUAAGUUUAGCUGUCGAACUAUUAGGAUUAGAAAAUUGGACCUGAUUUUCUUCAUACAGCACCAUUUAUUUUUCAGCAUUGGUCUGUCUCCAAGAUUAUGUUCAAAAUUUUCAGUGGCAGAAAUGGUGGUUUAGAACAUAGUUUUGGUUAAGAGCACGUGUCUGACCGACCCAAGAGAAUUUAUUAUCUAAAAACAGGGAGGGAAUAGUAAAGCGUGCCAGGC